Messenger RNA from Fonsecaea multimorphosa CBS 102226, 837 nucleotides. RefSeq lists its product as uncharacterized. Gene Ontology annotation, cellular component: mitochondrion. Gene Ontology annotation, molecular function: enoyl-CoA hydratase activity. Lineage: Eukaryota; Fungi; Ascomycota; Eurotiomycetes; Chaetothyriales; Herpotrichiellaceae. The record is from RefSeq and is a predicted model, not a curated record. The transcript has a single exon. Bases 1 to 837 code for a protein of 278 amino acids. Gene Ontology annotation, biological process: fatty acid beta-oxidation.
AUGCCAGGCUCAACUGAUGGCGAGGUGCUGCCAGUUGCAAUCUCGUUCUCUCAGCGUUCAAACGGCACGAUCGCAACAGUGACCGUCUCAAAUCCGAAGAAGCUCAAUAGCCUGAAUACGACUGUCCUCGAUGCCUUUCUCUCUUCAGUCCCUCCGCUUGCUCAAAGGUCAGACCUGCGUUGCGUAAUUGUGACUGGAGGACCCUGUUCUGUUGGCCAGCAGGCGUUUAUCGGUGGCGCCGACAUCUCAGAGAUGAAGGACUUUCCCAACGCUGAAGCAGGACGGACAUUCAUCAACAAGCUCCAUCUGGCAUGCAAAGCCCUUCGGGAUUUGCCCAUGCCCGUGGUUGCUCGUGUCAAUGGGCAUGCCUUGGGUGGUGGGAUGGUCGUGAUGGCUUCAGCCGACUUGCGCAUUGCUACUUCGGACGCCCGCUUCGGAAUGCCUGAGGUCCAGCGAGGCGUGCCCAGCACCAUCGAAGCGGCAAUGCUGCCUGCGCAGAUUGGCGCCGCGAGGGCCCGGAGGCUUCUCUUCCUGGGUGAUACGAUCUCAGCGCAGGAAGCGGAAUCUUGGGGCCUGGUUAACAGAGUCGUUCCAGCUGAUCAGUUGGACAGAGCUGUGGAAGAAUGGGUUGGCAGGCUAUUGAUGAACGGGCCACGUGCCUUGCGUACUCAGAAGAAGCUGUUUACCAUGUGGGAACAGGUUCCACUGCGAGAAGCAAUCGAGGCUGGUGUGUGGGAAUUUGGCCCACCUUUUGAGGCGGAGGGUUUUGAAGCGGAGGGUAGGAGGAUGAUGAAUGAAUUCCAGACACAGAACAGGCGGAGGAAAGGCAAACUUUGA